Messenger RNA from Telopea speciosissima, 558 nucleotides. RefSeq lists its product as uncharacterized. Bases 67 to 345 code for a protein of 92 amino acids. The transcript is spliced from 4 exons. NCBI's taxonomy places the organism in Eukaryota, Viridiplantae, Streptophyta, Magnoliopsida, Proteales, Proteaceae. The record is from RefSeq and is a predicted model, not a curated record.
GGCGUUACCUCUUCUCGGUUUUCUUCUUCUUCUUCUUCAUCUUGAGCCAGCGAGGUUUUCUCAGGAAUGGACUCCCAAAAAGGUCAGUCUGAACAACACCAGCCUUCUGCUACUACCCCACCUAUAACUUCUUGUCGAAAAAAGAAGUCAGAUGAUGCAACUUUCUUGGAAGAUAUGAAGGACCAUAUUGACGAGUUCAUUCAUGCAUCUGUGGAUGAACACACAAGUUGUUUUAAGAAGACCAUUUCAAAGAUGUUUGGAAUGUCAAAGAUUGUUGCAGAAAGGAGUUCAGAACAAAAAGAAGUUGAAAGCACUCUUCCCCUUCGGACAACUGUAGCUGACUAGAAUAUUUGACAUCCUUUUCUGAUCAGAGGAACAUGAAUAUAUAUAUUUUGUUAUCAGUUUUCUAUUUUGACAAAAGUACAUGAGAACUAUAAUAAUUGCCUACAAGCACAUUGAACUGUCUAGCUCAUAACAUGUAUGGAACUCAGGCCUCCGGAUGAUAGGUAUAUUUUGGAACAUCAUCUAUUCCAAACUUACAGCAGAUGCUUUCUCUUU